CCUUCCCUUCCCUUCCCUUCUCCUUUCUAACAUACAACGCAUGCCAUUGUUGAUCAAGAUUAGUGGGUUCUAAACCCAAGUCAUUAUUCUUCCAAGUGAUUCAUCCAAAUUGGAUUCUGGCGAUGUUUCUCAGUGAAUUAGCUUCAAAAUAGGGUGGUUUUCCAGCCUAGGGUCUCCAUCAAAUAAGAAGCCUUGACUGCCACUUCAAGAAUCGGUCUUCAUAUGCAGGAAAUGUAAUCAUCUAAAGCUUACUAAAGCUUAAAGCCUGGAGGUGUAUGUGUUCAUGUCAAUCUUGUUAAGGAGACAAAAGAAAAGGCCAUUGAAAAGAUUUAGAAAUUGAAUAGACAAUGGACUCUCUGUCAAGCACUGCAUCAAAAAAGGCCAUACGUAGCCCAGGAGGGUCUUCUGGUUCCCAGAACAAUCGUAAUUCCAAUGGGCAAACUGUGAAAUUUGCGAGAAGAACUUCAAGUGGGAGAUAUGUGAGUCUGUCCAGAGAUGAUCUUGAUAUGUCUGGCGAAAUACCAGGAGACUACAUGAACUACACGGUUCACAUUCCUCCAACACCAGACAAUCAACCGAUGGACACCUCUGUGGCUGUCAAGGCAGAAGAGCAAUAUGUCUCGAAUUCCCUUUUCACAGGGGGGUUCAAUAGUGUGACUCGUGCCCAUCUCAUGGACAAGGUGAUUGAAUCUGAAGUGACUCAUCCUCAAAUGGCUGGAGCCAAGGGCUCUGCAUGUUCCAUGCCUGCUUGUGAUGGCAAGGUCAUGAAGGAUGAGAGAGGAGUUGAUGUCACCCCUUGUGCAUGCAGGUUCAAAAUCUGCAGAGAUUGCUAUAUGGACGCCCUGAAGGAUACUGGUUUAUGUCCAGGGUGCAAGGAGCCAUAUAAGAUGGGAGACUAUGAUGAUGAUGUGCCAGACUUUUCAAGUGGAGCACUACCAUUGCCAGCUCCGGAUGACCCAAAAGGAAAUAUGUCAGUGAUGAAGAGGAACCAAACCGGAGAGUUUGAUCACAACAGGUGGUUGUUUGAGACAAAGGGAACAUAUGGCUAUGGCAAUGCAUUCUGGUCGCAAGAUGGUGGGGACGAGAGGGAUGAAGAGUUCCAGGGAGGUGUUAUAGAAACUAUGGACAAGCCAUGGAAGCCUCUCAGCAGGAAAAUGCCCGUCCCUGCAGCCAUCCUCAGCCCUUACAGGUUGCUGAUUGCUGUUCGAUUUGUGGUGCUGGGUUUCUUCUUGACAUGGAGACUGAGGCAUAAAAACGAGGACGCCAUCUGGUUAUGGUUUAUGUCCGUGAUAUGUGAAUUGUGGUUUGGCUUCUCAUGGAUCCUGGAUCAGGUCCCUAAGCUAUGUCCCGUCAACCGUUCCACUGACCUCCAGGCCCUCUGGGACAAAUUCGACAUGCCCUCCCCGACCAACCCCACUGGCCGCUCUGACCUCCCAGGCGUGGACAUGUUUGUGUCCACCGCUGAUCCUGAGAAAGAGCCUCCUCUCGUCACUGCCAACACUAUUCUUUCCAUCCUAGCAGUUGAUUAUCCUGUGGAGAAGAUCGCUUGUUACAUAUCCGACGAUGGGGGUGCCCUCCUCACAUUCGAGGCCAUGGCGGAGGCUUGCAGCUUUGCUGAUUUGUGGGUUCCCUUUUGCCGGAAACAUGAUAUUGAGCCAAGGAAUCCUGAGAGCUACUUCAGCAUAAAGGGAGACCCCACCAAGAACAAGAGCAGGUCUGAUUUUGUGAAGGAUAGGAGAAAGAUCAAGAGGGAGUACGACGAGUUCAAGGUGAGGAUCAAUGGCCUGCCGGACUCGAUCAGGAGAAGAUCAGAUGCCUUCAAUGCGAGAGAGGAGAUGAAGAUGUUGAAGCACAUGAGGGAGAGCGGAGGGGACCCUAUGGAGCCGAUUAAGGUCCAGAAGGCUACCUGGAUGGCUGAUGGUACCCAUUGGCCUGGAGCUUGGGCGGUCCCUAGCAGAGACCACGCCAAAGGUGACCAUGCAGGGAUACUACAGGUGAUGCUGAAGCCACCCAGCAGUGAUGUGCUAAUGGGAGGAGCCGACGACAAGAUCAUCGACUUCACCGACGUAGAUAUACGCUUACCCAUGUUUGUGUACAUGUCGCGUGAGAAGCGACAAGGCUACGAUCAUAACAAGAAAGCAGGCGCCAUGAACGCCCUGGUGCGAUGCUCUGCAAUUUUGUCCAAUGGCCCAUUUAUUCUUAACCUGGACUGUGAUCACUACAUCUACAACUGCAAAGCCGUGCGUGAAGGUAUGUGCUUUAUGAUGGAUAGAGGCGGUGAAAGCAUCUGCUACAUUCAGUUUCCUCAGAGGUUCGAAGGCAUUGAUCCCUCCGACCGCUAUGCCAAUAACAACACUGUGUUUUUCGAUGGCAACAUGCGUGCCCUGGAUGGUGUGCAGGGACCUGUUUAUGUGGGGACCGGCUGCAUGUUCAGGCGGUUUGCGCUUUAUGGGUUUGAUCCACCGGAUCCUGACAAGGCUCAAAAGGUGGGCUCUGAGAUGCAAAACUUGGGGCCAAGUGAUUUCGACUCUGAUCUGGACGUGAACCUCCUGCCCAAGCGCUUUGGAAAUUCUACACUCCUGGCUGAGUCUAUACCUAUUGCUGAGUUCCAAGCCCGCCCCCUUGCUGAUCAUCCUGCCAUCAAGUAUGGACGCCGCCCCGGUGCUCUCAGGCAGCCGCGUGAGCCACUUGAUGCCUCCGCUGUGGCUGAGGCCGUCUCUGUCAUCUCUUGUUGGUAUGAGGACAAAACAGAGUGGGGUGACCGGGUGGGUUGGAUCUACGGCUCAGUCACAGAAGACGUGGUGACAGGCUACCGCAUGCACAACCGUGGCUGGCACUCUGUCUACUGCAUCACCAAGCGUGACGCCUUUCGCGGUUCAGCUCCGAUCAACCUCACAGACCGGCUCCACCAGGUGCUCCGAUGGGCCACAGGCUCCGUGGAGAUUUUUUUCUCUAGAAACAAUGCCUUUCUGGCCAGCCGCAGGCUCAAGUUUCUCCAGCGUCUGGCUUACCUUAAUGUCGGUAUCUACCCAUUCACGUCCAUGUUCCUAGUGGUUUACUGCUUCCUCCCCGCUCUCUCCCUUCUCUCCGGCCACUUCAUUGUCCAAACCCUAAAUAUAGCGUUUCUUUUAUACCUGCUGACAAUAUCCAUUUGUCUGAUUCUCCUAGCCAUCUUGGAGGUGAAAUGGUCAGGAGUGGGGUUGGAGGAUUGGUGGAGGAAUGAGCAGUUUUGGCUCAUCUCUGGAACCAGCGCCCACUUGGCUGCUGUGGUGCAAGGCCUUCUAAAAGUGAUUGCAGGGAUUGAAAUCUCUUUCACACUGACUUCCAAGUCUUCAGGAGAUGAGAAUGAAGACAUGUACGCAGAGCUGUAUCUUGUAAAGUGGACUUCAUUGAUGAUUCCACCGAUUGUGAUUGGGAUGAUGAAUAUACUGGCGAUUGCAGUCGCAUUUUCUAGGACAAUAUACAGUGCCAUCCCUCAGUGGAGUAAGUUCAUAGGUGGGGCUUUCUUCAGCUUCUGGGUGUUGGCUCAUUUGUAUCCUUUCGCCAAGGGGUUGAUGGGGAGGCGAGGGAAGACUCCCACAAUUGUGUUUGUCUGGUCUGGUCUCAUCGCCAUUACACUCUCCUUGCUCUGGAUUUCCAUCAACCCACCAAAAGGAGCCACUGCAGCAACUCUCAAUGGAGGCUUUCAAUUCCCAUGAGGGUGGAGCAGUUAAUGAAUUACAUUUCAGCAUAUCAUUUUUAACACAAAACUGAUGCACUCAACCACACAACUUUAUGGACAAACCCAGGGAACUUGUAAGUAAUUAAUGGGUCAGUGAAGCUGAUUGUGUCUAUCCCUUUUCUUUUCUUUUUUUUUUUAUGGCAUUAUAUAUAUGUUUCACAUUCUUGCAGAUGGGUGUUGAAGAAAAAUGAGGUAUGAGGUUUAUGAAGAAGGGUUUGUGAUGAGUGAACUUGAGAGUAGAGGGGAUAUUCAGUUGAUAAAAAGGGAAGAGAUGCAUGUAAUUCCAUGUACCUAAAAGCAUUGUUGUUGUGUAUGUACUAUGUAAGCAAUGACUCAUAUU
Molecule: messenger RNA, 4061 nt
Organism: Vitis riparia (riverbank grape)
Lineage: Eukaryota; Viridiplantae; Streptophyta; Magnoliopsida; Vitales; Vitaceae
Product: cellulose synthase-like protein D4
Exons: 5
Coding region: 348-3698 (1116 amino acids)
Biological process (GO): cellulose biosynthetic process; plant-type primary cell wall biogenesis
Cellular component (GO): trans-Golgi network; plasma membrane
Molecular function (GO): cellulose synthase (UDP-forming) activity; mannan synthase activity
Source: RefSeq, a predicted model, not a curated record